Molecule: messenger RNA, 591 nt
Organism: Angiostrongylus costaricensis
Lineage: Eukaryota; Metazoa; Nematoda; Chromadorea; Rhabditida; Metastrongylidae
Source: the annotation of a GenBank genome assembly
AUGGAUCUCGAUAAGUUGAAAUUCGCCGUCAGUUGUUCGAGCAACAUGAACAGAAGUAUGGAAGCCCAUAGCUUCAUGCAGAAGCGUGGGUUCAUUAUCGAGUCUUAUGGAUCUGGUAACCAAGUGAAACUUCCGGGCACAGCAAUCGAUAAACCGAACUGUUACGAGUUUGGAAAAGCAACAUAUGAGUACAUCUACAAUGACUUAAAAGCCAAAGAUGCGGCAUAUUACACUCAAAAUGGUCUGUUGAACAUGCUGGACCGAAAUCGCCGCAUAAAACCUGCACCACAGAAGUUCCAGCACGAAGAUCAGGAGUUUGAUGUCAUCAUUUGCCUUGAGGAACGAGUUUAUGAUCAGGUAGUUGACCAUCUUCACACGAGACCAACGACCAGUGGGAAUCCAGCCCAUGUUAUUAAUAUAGAUAUUGAGGAUAAUCCAGAGGAAGCUACUAUAGGUGCUUGGUUUGUCUGUGAGCUCUGUGGAAAGUUGGAAGAAUGCGAUGACUUAGACAAUGAAAUCGAUGAGAUUCUAGCCGAAUUUGAGGCGAAAAAUCCAAAGCGAAACAUCCUGCAUACUAUUUGUUUUUACUAG